AGAGAGAGGGAGCUAGCUGUAGUGACUGCCCGCUGCGCUCUCCCGCAAGUUGUAGACAGCAGUGCAAGCAGCGGAUAGAGAGAGAGAGAGAGAGAGAGAGAGAGAGAGCGAAGUCGCUCGCGCGCGUUAAACGACGUUCCGCGAGCACACAACUCGCAGGCUGGUCCAGGUCAGGCCUCGACGUCGUUGUCAGCUGUGCAGUCGUCUGCUUACUCCGUGGACAAACAGCGCAUCUCUGCCGUGCAGGAGCAGCUGCGAGUGGAGCGAAAGUGCGAGCGAUGAGGCGCACGUGAGCAGUACGCACACGGCAGAGCCCGUGUCACAAGCCGCCGAGUGUGCCCCUUUGUUGUGUUUUUCCCGAGAGCGCGCGCGCGCGACUGCUUUCAAUAAGUGUCAGAUCUCGAGUCGUAGUCCACGAGGCAUCCGACUGCAGAGUAGCGAGAGGGAAACGCUGGCCAGGCCAGUAAUCGUCGAGGUGGAUAGCGAGGAUGAACGGGAGCGCGCCGAUGCUGCGCGGUCCGGAACAGCAUCCUGGCAGAUUUGCCGACUACUUCGUCAUCUGCGGCCUCGACAAGGACUCCGGACUCGAGCCCGACAAGUACUUCGGUGAUUCUCUACAAUGCACCCCGCUGGAUCGCGCCUACAAGAGCAAGGUCCUCGGCCACUACCCGGAGUCCGUGCCAUGGAAUCCCUUCGACCAGCACGCGGUUUGCAUGCUAUGCUUGCCGAGCGGACUGCGUUUCCGCACUCAGAAGCACUCGGUCGAGCCGAGCUUCCACUCGUUCGUCCUUACGAAAGAGGACGGCCACCGGACCUACGGCUUCACUCUGCUCUUCUACGAGGAGUGCCGCAACCGCAAGAUCUGCGCCGCCAUGCAGACCCUCCAGGCCAUGUUCAUAACCGAGCUGAGCAGCGGCCAAAACGGCACACCUCCGCAAGCGAGAAAGGGGCAAGCGCAGGACGUUCACAAUACGAGGUCGCUCCCUAGGCACUUCAAGAUAUCUGCGCACUCGCCCGCGGCUGCAUUAGCCUAUUACGACUCGACCAAAGACAAACUCUUAGUUACCAAAUCGAUAUCUCUCAUUUGUCAGCAACCGUAUCUCUACGCUGCCAAGAUGUUCCUAACGAAUCUUUACAAAUGCGUUCCUAGACACCCCGGUCCCGGCUUCAGUCUCGAAUCGUACGUUUACAACUUGCUGUACAACGUACCGACACCAUUGCCCGGCAAGUCGCUCAAGUUCUACGUGCCGAACGACGAACCAGCCAAGUCACCCCUCGAACUAGUGAUUCACCAGCCGCUGCUAAUCCAGGAGCUGCCGCUUCUCGACUACUCGCUCAAGGACAUGUUCACCUGGCUCGGCAUUGACACCGUCAUCCAGCUCUUCACCUGCGUCCUCCUAGAGAACCAAGUGCUCAUCCGCAGCGCCGACUUCCACAAGCUCAUGGUCGUGUCCGAGUGUAUCACUGCCCUGCUCUUCCCCUUCUCCUGGCAGCACGUGUACGUGCCCAUACUACCCGCGAGUCUCUAUCACUUUCUCGAUGCACCUGUGCCCUUCAUCAUGGGCAUUCACGCCCAGAACGACACAGGACUUUUGAAGAUCGCCAGUGAAGCUAACCUGUGUUAUGUAGAUAUCGAUAAGCAAACCAGCCAGUUUCCCGAAGAACUGCCCGUGUUCCCUCAUAAGAUGAGCUUCAUCGACGAAAUUAGAACGUAUUUGAACAAGUACGAAGUUCCAUACUUGGAAAAGACUGACAAUAUAUUCGCAAAUUACCUGAACGGCGACAUCAUGACAAGCAGUCUGACCCUUCCUGGUUCCGGCUUUUAUUAUCCAAAGAGAAAGCACUCGUUGCAUGACGUGCUCGACUGGGACAGACCUGAGGCGGCUCCGCAGUCCGAUGCGAUUCAGAGGAUCCUCGAUGCCGUCAAAAGAACGGCAGUUGACGUUGACGAAUGCGACUCGGUCGAGAAUCCGCCAAAGAACAAAAUACUCGCCGCUCAGGAAGAGUACCAAGAAACAUUGAUAUUUAAUAAUGCGCUGAGAGAAAUUUUUAUGAACCGUUUCGUCCAGCUGUUUUCCAGUUAUGAACAUUUUGUUAUUCAACCUAAUCAGGACAAAGACGAGUGGCUGAGCAACCGUGACAGCAUGCAUUUGUUCGACAAGGCUACCUUCUUGUCCGAACAGCCAGCUCACCACCUGCCCUUUUUAUCGAGGUUCACGGAAACCCAAAUGUUUGCAUCCCUUGUAGAUAGUAAAGUUAUGUCGAUGUGGAACGAGCUUGACUCCAAUAUCAAGUUAUUUGAUAAAAGGAUCGCGCAAUUAAAGAAACGAGUCGGUGAGGGUAUAGUAAGAUCAACCCGAUAUGAAGUUUGCACAACUGUGCCCGAAACACAAGCUGCACUAGAGCAAAGGUUAAACAACAUCGACUUCGAAGUUAACCCACCAACGGAAGUCAUACCUCAUCGAGCAGCUUAUUUCCGCAGUUUUCCCUUGCUGGAUAACGUUGCUUUGAACAAAGAACCCACGCAAAGUAUGCUUCGCAGCCGAAGAGGUCAGACGCAGUGGAAGUACAAAAUGAAGUCUCUGGAAUCCAAUGGGAAGCCACCGAUAGCUCAAGAGACGCAGUCGCCUCGGCCGCAGACGAAACUGUCGGCUGACAUGAGUCCUGCUCUCAUCGCACAAGCCAAUUGGACGUUCGUCGAAACGUUACUCAAAGACUGUAAAGCCAAAACGAAACGAAUGUUGGUGGAAAAAAUGGGUUCGGAAGCUGUUGCCUUAGGUCAUGGGGGAGAGUCGCUGUCUGACGUCGAAGAAAAUACUUUAGUUGCCAGCCUGUGUGAUUUGCUAGAGAGGGUUUGGAGUCAUGGAUUGCAGAACAAGCAAGGAAAAAGUGGGCUUUGGUCGCAUCUUGUCAUGUACCAACAAUUGGAGGAAUGUAACGACAGCGCCAAAUCCAUUGAUGCCAAUUAUUUGUCACCAGCUAAGAAACCGUCCAAUAAGUUUAUUCGGUUGUCGGAUCGUUUGGUUUCCUCGUUUAAAGGCAAAAAUAUUUAUGAAAUAGCUUCUUAUUUCAAGGAAAAUAUCAGUGACCUAUCGAACCUCGCCCUGGAAACGGACGUUUCUCCGACCCGAAGCUCGGAUCCGCACCAACGUCACAAGUCGCCGGCUGGUACCGUUGAACGUCGUUCGAUUGGACCUGAGCAGCUUAGGCCCCUUCCCGACUCGCUGCUUUUUGACAUCAGAAACGUCCAGGCUAUGACCGAUAUAAAAACUCACAUCGGAUAUGCACGCGCCUGGGUCAGGCUCGCACUGGAAAAGAAGCUGCUAUCUCGGCAUCUCAAGACUCUGCUCUCCAACACGGCUUUGCUGAGGAGUCAGUACAAGAGAUCAGCUUUCCUGCGCUGCGAAGAGGAGAAGGAACAGUUUCUAUACCAUCUGCUGACGCUCAACGCCGUGGAUUACUUUUGCUUCACAAACAAUUAUCCAAUGACGAAAUUGCCCUACCGAGUAAUUAUAUUUCCCAGCAGGAAGGCUAGCGCUGCUACGACUUCGGCGAACGGUUGGGUAGCUAUUUCUGGAUCGCUAUGUGAAACCAAUCCAGUGAACAUACCGAAGGGAGCGCUAGAAUUCGUUUUCCAUCACAAAAAUCUGGGCGUCUUGUCGACUUUGCGCAUUGGCCAUGACAAUACCGGUCCCUCGCCCAAGUGGAUGGUGGAACACGUAGUAGUGCGGAACGAGGUGACUGGGCAUACUUUCAAAUUUCCCUGCGGUAGAUGGCUUGGCAGAGGUAUCGACGACGGCUCUACAGAGCGACUGCUAGUGGGUGCAUUAGUGCCCAAAAGCAUCGAUAGCGACGAACUCGUUGAGACGUGUUCGACGCCGCCCAGGUGCAGGUCACCAAGCAUACCCAGGCGACCGACUCUGUCUCAUAAUGAACUGCAACAGAUGCUUGUUGAAGCAGUAAAUGCAAUAGUAAAGUACCAUUAUCGAAAAGAUCCCCAAGAUGGAUCUCUUACUGCACUGUUGUGCGGAGAAGGUGGACUCGUACCGUCUCUCGAACAAAUCUUUUUAUAUGGAUUCAAAAAUCAAAGGAUAUUUGGCAGGAAUUUCUACGUGUGGGAUUAUUUAAUACGAGUCAAGGAAAACUUUGAAAUGACUUUGUUGGAGGAGAUGGAUGAAUACUCUCAACGGCUCAAUAGAGAUAAAAGAUUACACGCUGAAAGAAACCAAAAGUUUGCGGUUCUAAGGUGUUAUUCUCAUUUACUUGAUCAGAUUAAUACUUUCAGCCAAACCCUUGGUAAAGAUGGCAAAUUUCAACUUUUUAUAUGCUUAGCUACCAGAGAGCAGCUACUGCAUCACAUAUUGCGUCCAAUGAGCGAGGCUCGCUCGACUAUAGAUAUGUAUGAAGAAACCUCUUUCCUGCGAAACCCAUCGUUACUUACUUUCCUUGUACAAAUUCUCGAACCACUCAGUGGUUUUCAUAUAGUACUUGAAAAAAGUUUAACACAUGGAAUCUCAAGUUUAUUCUAAUGUUUUACACUUGUAACAAAGUUUACGAACAAAUUUUGGAUUGCGAAUUCACUGUUGCAAGUAUAUGUCUCGUAUCUAAAAGUGUACAAAAUUCUCAUAUAUUUUCAUGAUAGAAGACCUGAAUACAUACUCAUAAAGUGAUCAAAGGAUUGUAUAGACAUAGAGUAAAAAAUUGAUGUUGAUAGGACUUGUUGGAAAGAAAAAGUUAGCUCCCAAAAUAUAAAAAGGCAAAUAAGCUAUGUCAAAAAUUAUCUUGCCAAUAUAAUGAUGGUUGAAAUUCCAUUAAUAAGAAAUCAAUUUAACGUGACUAUCUACCAAAGAUGCGAAAAAUGACUUUUUUUCUAUUUAGCAUAAGAUUGCUAGCAUUUGUAUUAGUUAUUGUUAGUGAUCAUGCAAAGAUAAUGGGUUACUAUUGUUAAAAAUAACAUGACGAGAAAUUUACGUAAUGCAAAACUUGUAUUUCAAAUGAUUGUACAUAUUAGGUAGACAAAUCAUUAAUAAACUUGCCGUUACAUAAUAUUGCGCCUUAUUCGUUUAGUUGACUCUUCAAAUUUUAAGUUAGAUGAUUUAUUCGCAUUUGGUUCCUAGGUAAUUGUUAAUGGUUAGCUCAUAACUUAGAUAAAAAUGUCUAAAAUUAGAAAUUCAACGCUUCUUUUUCAACUAUGCUGUGAAAUUAUAAGGAUUGCAAUGAAAUGAUCGUGUUAGCAUCGGUUAUUACUAUUAAUAAAAGUUACCUUUAACCUGACAAAGAGUAGAUAAAAAUCGAUGAACAUUUAAUUAAAGGUACAUUUUAAAAUUUUAACUUUGUACAUAAAUUUUCGUCCAAAUGUAAAGUGUCACGUAAAAUUCGUUUUAAUGUUGUAAAAUAAAAUACGUGUGCGUGCGUUUUUUAUCCUAUUUAUUAAUUAUUACGGACCAAACGUCGCAUAUUACGUGUCACAAAUUCCAAGUGAAACUUCAUAAAUUGACGUGAAAGUUUCUGAACUCUAUUGCUAAAUACUUUUUAUAAAAUGCUGAUUGAAAUUUUAGCACUUGUUUAUUCCACUAAUGAAUUUGAGAACUAUGUAAAGUUUUAGAGUUUAGGAGAUUUUUCAUUUCUUUAGUCGACCACCACGAAAUCCAACUCCCAGGUUCUUAAGUGCCAAAAGAUUUUUUAAAAGUGUUCACUGUCUCAAUUUUUUAUUGAUUCUCAAAUAUAUGUACUUUACAUAUGUGAGUUUUUAGCCGUAAGUCAAUUCACACACUUAUAUUUUAAUUUUCAAUAUCAUGUCGAUGCAUUUUGUGUGUUUAUUUUAUUCAACUUUAUGAUUUGUGAAAAUAUUUACCAAUAACCUUACUUCAUCACGUGAAUGUUAUUAUGUGUAUUUCAUUUAAUUACUGUGAUUUUUAAGAAAUUUCAAAAAUAUUAAAACCAAAGCAGGAUAAUGACUUCGUACACUCACGCUUUGCGAAGAAAAAUAGAAAUGUAUGUACAUAAACUGCGUACGUUGAGUUUUAAUCUGAAGUGAUGAUUUCACUUUUACGAAAAAAAAAACAUAAUAUGACGAUAAGACGUAGGUGUGUAUAUAUAAAUGAUGAAAAACAAGUGCUGGUUGUACAGUAGUCUAAAGAAUAUUAUGUAACUGAAAAUAAAAGAAUAAGUAAAACCUGUCUUAUUUCUAAAGAAUUUUAUUCAAUAACCCUCUGAUUAUAAUAUUAAUGAUGGCUAUUACGAAAGCAAAUAAAGCAUGUAUGAUUGUAGGUAUUAAAUAGAGAAUAUAAUGAUUUUGUAUAAAAUUAUACCAAUACUUUAUUAUUUUUUUAAAAGACAGUAUAUCUUGCACAGGUGCUCGAAUAUAUACACUUUUUAAGUGGAAUUUACAGCUUAUACUGAAGAAAUUAUAUCUAUCGAUAAAAUAUAAAAAAUUCAUUUUCAAUGACUGUUUUUUGCACGUGACAAUACUUCGAAAUUUAUAUAACGCAAUAUAAAGAGCAGUCCAGGAAAUAUCGAUUUUUACUUAUUGGAUAUACUGACAUGUUUUUUAUGUGAAGAGAAAAAAAAAUGAAGCAUAUUCGUAAAUAUUUAAGGUAUAUAAGAGGUAUUUUUUAUGCGGUAUAUUUACUGUAACUGUAAGGCAGUGAAGUGAUUCAUUUUAAAGUUGCUUUUUAAUAUUCCUUAAUGCAACAGCGUUAUUUUCGUUUGAACUAAAUCACAAAUGCAUGAAAAAAUAAGGUUGAAAGCUACAGUGAAAAACCGUACUUUUGAUAAAUAUUCAUUUAAUUAUGUUCAAUAAAAAAAUGUAAACACGUAAUAGUUAUCGUAAAAACAUAUCAAACAUUUUUUUCGUGCAUUCGAGAAAAAGUAAAUUAUUUUUUACCAUACAUUUACAAAAAAUCACAAAAUUACAAAAUAUAAAUUAAACGUUUAGUCGGCAAAAGAAGAAUCGACGUUGCAUAUAAUUGCUGCAUUUGUCGUUACACGCAUUAACAGUCUCAAAACGCUUCGAUCUUCGUUUCAUCACUUUUUCCCGUGUAAUCUCUUCCUAGCGACUCUUUGAAAAAAUGUUUUAAUCUAGAGCCGCCGCAUAAAAAGUGUUAUUCCUACUAAAUAGGACUUUAUUACCUGUUCGUGUCAAAACAGCAGCUUCGCAAAUGCAAGAGGGCUUUCAAGCAUUCAAACGGUGACUCGAACAUAUACUUUUCAAGCAUAUUUUACGCAGCAAAUCUCGCCUUUUUAUUUUUAAAACAUUAGCACAGUCAAACUUAUGCUUAAGAGUGCUCCACACUUAUGCUAGAAGUUCGAAUUUUUAGCAGCGCCCCCACGUUACGUCUGAAUAACCAUUAAUAAUUUAAACAAACUUAAAGGUUGAAAAGUGGGUAUUAGUGAGUUUCAGCAAGUGUAGUGUGUAUCAAGGAAUAUUACAAAAUUAAGUUUAUUAAGUAAAAGUUUAAAUUCACAUUUUAUUCCGUCGGACAAAUUUUAAGAAGCAGUGGCCAUUUUGCUAACUACAAUUUGACUUUUUCUGACGAAAUAAGCCGUUAUUAUUUAAUUUUAAUUGCUUAAUUUUUUUUUCAAACAUUCCUUAAUACUUAUUGCACGUGCUGAAACUCGAUUUAUGAUGAUAAGUUAGUCAAUUAAUUAUAAUAAACAAAAAACGUUUUCUUCGCUAGGUGGCGGGUCACUCAAGGUGUGGAGCACUCUUAAGGUAAUUUCAACAAGUAUGUACAACAUGCUUUUGAAAUAGCAGCACGCAGAAUUAUUAAGGUUUCCACUUGCCUACGAGAACCACUGCAAUAACAUAUGUGCGUGAUCGAUCUAUACAAUUGGUUUUCCUAACUCUACUUCGUCUUGUAGAAAGAAGAAUAAUGACGAAGAUUCGGAUUGAUUGAUCGCGCUUAUCCCUUUUCAUUAUUUUUACAAUAUUGUACUACAAUUUGGCUAUGAUAGUAUGCGUGGAAAGUAACUAGUUCUUUCGCUGACACUUGGCACUUUCAUACACAACGGAGAGACUUUAAAAAAUAAUAAUAAUAAUUAAGACUUGUUUUGCAUCCGUGAAUAUUUGUUCACCCAGAUACCACCAGACUACUAAAUAAUUGCUUGACAGACUGCGAGAAAAAGUUUUAAAUGAUUAAAAAAAAAGUUAUUCUUGAGAAUAAAUCAAAUGGUCAAAUUGAGUAUCCCCGACAAAGCGACUUUUCACUUUGAGCUUUGCUUUAUAGUUAGCAUCUUUGGAGUAAAAAUUGAAUAAAUUGCACGAGGAAUCAACCAUUGUUUUUAACUGCUCACUGUCUCUCCGUUUAUUUUCCAUCAGUUAACAUCAUUUCUAUUUGUCUACUUUCUUGCACUAGCUUUUCUUUAAGUACUAACCAGUUCUUUAAACACUGAUGCGCUUCCAUUCAUUUGCUCAGUUCGACUUAUUAAAAAUAUACAGCGUCGAUUUUUUUUCAUUCUCGGUUUCGCUAUCUACAAAAAAUACGAAUACCUUAAACUUAACUAACUUAUGAACUUACGCGUUCUAUGAAUAUUUAUGUACAGCGCUUGAUAAAAAACAUUCAAUCUCUUUUGCUUUCCUUAAACUUUUCACUCGAUUUCACAUAAUAUAUAUUAUAAAAAAACUAAACAUGUUUUUUAAAUUAUGUAUAGAAAUGUGAAACAUCACAUAUUUAUUUUGAAAACGACAAAAAAAUCUCGAUUUUGCGUGAUUAAAAAAGUUGUAAACAGUGUAUAAAACAGAUCAGUAAUGCGAUUUAUCAAACCUCAACUCGGCAUCAUGCACUUGAGCAAGUCAUUAGGAUCGAUGAAAAAUUUUAUCCACUACAUGCAGAACAUUUUUCUAGGAAAGAGUUAAGAAAUUUGAACUAAAAACAAUACGUAAAUACAAUACAAAAGAAAUGCAUUACUUGUGUCUUAAACACAUUCACAAACUUUCCUUACAUCUCUAUAACUGACCUUUUUUUUUAAAUUAAAUAAUUAUUUUUUUUGUAACAUCGUAAAUCUUUUGUUUUUUUUCAACAUACACACGAUCUACACAUUUUUUUCAUAACGCUCCUUCCACAUUCGCUCUUAUACGUUUUAGGAACCGAGUAGAAAUAAGCGUGGUUACUCUUCUACAUUCGCAAUUGUCUUUCUUUUACAAUUCUUUUUUUAGUCUUUCCGUAAUUGAAAACAUUCGCAUAUGCACUUAAUGAACAUUAUCGUAAAAAAUUCCGCGCUCUCACAGAGCGAAAGAACAAUUCUCGCUGGUUCAGUCGCGCCAUAAUAUUUUCCAACAUUCGCUUAUUUAUUCGUAGUAACGUGUAAUAGUAUUAAUAAUUAAUAAAAAUAAUAUUACUUGUAGUAAAGAUAAUAGCAAUAACGUAAUAUAUACAAACGCUAAAUGACUCGAUAUGACUAUUUGCAUUUUUUCGUUUUUAUGUGCAAUCUUGUGUUCGCAUUUUUUCCUCUAUCAAUUCCAAAGAAUAGCGGUUAUACAUCGACGUCGUUAACGGCUUCUUUGCUCGUUUGUUUAUUAUUUUUUUUUUACGACAGUUAAAAAACAAUUAAGUGUACCCUUAAAUAAUGCGUAAAGCGUAUUGCAUUGCCUUCCCCCAGCACGCCUCCUAACAACAGUUCAUUUUUCGCUUGCACAUUAUUGUCGCUUAUUUUAUUUUUUCGCUUUUUCGUGUUUUUUUUUGUUUAUUCUUAUGUUUUCGAAAAAGGAUACAUCGAGGCGAUGUUUUCCUCCUUUUUCGUUUACCCUCUCCUCGUAAUACUUAUUACAUGCUCGAUCAAAAGAACUAAAAAAUGCGAUCUCAUAAAACUCGACUGAAACAU
Molecule: messenger RNA, 9822 nt
Organism: Nasonia vitripennis (jewel wasp)
Lineage: Eukaryota; Metazoa; Arthropoda; Insecta; Hymenoptera; Pteromalidae
Gene: pns
Product: DENN domain-containing protein 5B
Exons: 19
Coding region: 489-4529 (1346 amino acids)
Molecular function (GO): small GTPase binding; guanyl-nucleotide exchange factor activity
Source: RefSeq, a predicted model, not a curated record